GCGUCUGAAGGGUUUCAUUGGAGAUGAAGAAAGAAAGGGCAGUUUCAAGGAAGUGACGGACUACCCUCGGAAGACUGGUCAGAGGAAGUUUGCUUGAUAAUGGUGCUGUGCUGUUGAGCGAAACUUUUCCCUCUUGAGUCGUGGAUCGGGACGGAAGGAUCCAGCAGGACGGCCGGGGGAGGGGGGAAGCUUUGGUUCCCUCGCUCCAUCUGAAGCUCCGAUUAAAUAAGUUGAGCCUCCUGUGAUUUUUUUUCUUCCACGGAUUAGCGAUGGGGAAGGAGCAGGAGCUCGUGGACGCAGCGCGCACCGGGAACCUCGCCGUGGUGGAGAAGCUUUUAUCCGGGAAACGGCAGACCGCAGGCGGUUCUGGGAGCGCAGGAAGCGGCGGCAGUAGCAGCAGCAGCAGCCACGGAGCGUCCUCCCAUCCGCUGUCCAGUCUGCUCAGCAUCUGGAGAGGCCCCAAUGUAAACUGUGUGGACAGCACUGGAUACACUCCUCUGCACCAUGCUGCCCUCAAUGGACACAGCGCCGUGGUGGAAGCCCUGCUGCGGAACGAGGCUUUGACCAACAUCGCCGACAAUAAGGGCUGCUACCCGCUCCACCUGGCCGCAUGGAAGGGAGACCAGCACAUCGUGAGGCUCCUCAUCCACCAAGGACGCUCAAACCCCCAAAUCAACGAGCAGAGCUCUGUAGACCAUAAAGAGUUCAAACGCUGUGGGCCCUUUGACCCCUAUAUUAAUGCCAAGAUUUUUCUCAGCUGUUAUGUCAAGACCCCGAUGAAGGCCAGGAGCCGAAACCUGUUGAACAAUGACAACGAGACGCCGCUGCACUGUGCCGCCCAGUAUGGUCACACCCAGGUGGUGCGCCUGCUGCUAGAGGAACUGACCGACCCCACCAUGAGAAACAACAAGUUCGAGACGCCGCUGGAUCUGGCUGCACUGUAUGGUCGGUUGGAGGUGGUCAAGCUGUUGCUCAGCGCACAUCCUAAUCUGCUCUGCUGCAACACCAAGAAACACACACCUCUGCACCUGGCUUCCCGGAACGGACACCUGUCUGUGGUGGAAGUGCUGCUGGACGCUGGCAUGGACAUCAACUAUGAGACAGAGAAAGGCAGCGCCCUCCAUGAAGCUGCCCUGUUUGGGAAGACAGAUGUGGUACAAAAGCUACUCAGUGCAGGUAUUGAUGUGAACAUUGUUGACCAAAAGGGUUUGACAGCGCUGGACACUGUCAAAGACAUGCCCUCCCAGAAAAGCAGAGAAAUAGCUGCCCUCAUCCUUGGGCACAAGACUGGAAAACCCCCCGACAUCGACCUUCCUCCUCCGCCCGUUCCUCCACCCCAGGAGAGCUCCAGUCCGAGGAAGAAGGGUAACCAGGACAAAGUGACGGUCCUCAUAUCGGGGCUGGCCCCCGACCCAGAGGAGGAGAGCCCCUAUGAAGCUCUGUUUGAAGCCACUUCUUGCCAUUCUUUAGACAGCCUCACCAGUGGGAAGUCCUCCGACAGGGACUCAGGACGGCCCGACAGCGAAGUUGGCAAGAAAGACCGUAUUGUCCCAUCGCAUCCUGUCGCAAGUCAUGAGGAAGAGGGAAGCUCAGAGGUGCAUUACACAGGUAGCAGUAUAAAUGAAAGGAGAGAGCUAGCAGAGGAAGCAGAGGAUCACACGUACGAGUUGUUGUUGACUGCAGAGACCAAAGUCCCACCGCCCAGUCUGGACUACCAGCCCAAUAAAGAAGAGAAUGCCACUACACAGUCUUCCAACAGUGUCCUACCUCAGCGCAAAUCCUGUGUGCCCCCCAAUGACCUCAGACCCCCAAGUAAAACAAAAGACAGUCUGCUGCCCCCUGCAUGGAUGGCUCCAAAUGCACCGGGAGAUAACUUGCAGGGCAACCAGGAUCAGGGAGCAGGUGUCCCAGAGCAGUUUACUGGCCUUUUGCACGGUUCCUCUCCCGUCAUCGACAGCCACGACGACGCCUUCAGACUUCCAGGUGUUUUGCCACCCAACCAGGGCCAACCAGAAACGAGGAAAUCGAACAAAGCAGGAGAAAAGCCACCAGCUGCUUCCGGUUCUCCUAGCCGACCCAGCAUGGCCGCAAUCCUGACAGACUGCGAUCCAAAAGCAAUUUAUGCCACUGUGAACAAGGAGCCCAGAGACUCUGCCGCGGGGGCAGGAUCUGUCAUUAGGAUGCGCCCUCCUGGUGACCUGAAACUCGCACGGAGCCUCUCCAAAUCCGACUCUGACUUGCUCGUAUCGCCUCCUGGCGAGGAGGAAGGGGGACUGGGGAACCGGAGCGAGUCUGUUUCCAACUGUAGCACCGGCAAGAAGAGGCUUGAGAAAUCUCCCUCCUUCACCUCAGAAUGGGACGAGACACAGAUGUCUUCUUCUGUCCCAAAACAAGGAGGAUCUAAUUCCACCGAAAGCAUUGAGAAGAUCAUGACUCUUAUCGGAGCUGGCAUUGAUUUCUCCAGAGAUCAGCACUAUGCUUCACCAGCAGGUGCUGCAGGCCGGCUGCUGGAGCAGCCUGUGGGGGACUGGCUGGAGCAUGUGGGGCUGCCGCAGUACGAGAGCAAAUUGCUGCUGAACGGCUUUGAUGACCUCCACUAUAUGGGAAGCAAUGUAAUGGAGGACCAAGACUUGAGAGAGAUUGGAAUCACAGAUCCAAGCCACAGAAAAAAGAUCCUGCAUGCAGCACGCUCCUUUCCUAAGGUAAAAGCCCUGGGAUGUGAUGGCAGCAGCUCUCUGUCCGCCUGGCUGGAGAACCUGGGUCUGCAUGAGUACCUACCCAACUUCCUGUCCAGCGGCUGCCGUAGCCUUGACUGCGUGAAAAACCUUUGGGAGCUGGAAAUCGUCAAUGUGCUUAAGAUUUCUUUGCUCGGUCACAGGAAACGCAUCAUAGCAUCGUUAGCUGAAAGGCCUUAUGAGGAGCCUCCUGUCAAACCCCCUCGGUUGUCUCAAAUCAGGUGUCAGGAACUGCCAGGAUCCCAGAACUCAUCCCCUCUCAGUCUGAUGGAGCCCUACGCCGGCCGCUCAAUGGACCCUCUGCUGCCUGCAGCAGAUUCAGGCAGAAAAACAGCAGCAGAAUCAGAUUAUGAUUUGGCCCAAAGAUAUCAAAGCGGAAGACAGAAGCCUCAGGAGCGAUACGAAGAGAUUCAUCAAGAGCCUCGGCUGACCUUGCGACCACCGAGUCUAACCGCGUAUGCCCCCGUCCAGAACUGGCACCACCAGCCGGAGAAACUCAUAUUUGAAUUCUGCGCCUAUGAAGCUAGUUAUCUGGGUUCUAUGCAAAUCAAAGAUCUGAGGGGUAUCGAAUCAACGCAGGAUGCUUGUGCCAAAAUAAGGAGGUCCACAGAACAAAUGAGAAAGGUCCCAACCAUUGUUCUGUCAAUCACCUACAAGGGUGUGAAGUUCAUAGAUGCAGCGAACAAGAAUAUAAUCGCAGAGCAUGAGAUCCGUAACAUAUCAUGUGCAGCCCAGGAUCCAGAGGACCUGUGUACGUUUGCCUACAUCACUAAAGACCUGCAGACCAGCCACCAUUACUGCCAUGUCUUCAGCACAAUAGAUGUGAGCCUGACCUAUGAGAUUAUCCUGACACUGGGCCAGGCAUUUGAGGUGGCCUAUCAGCUGGCACUGCAGGCCCAGAGGACCAAACAACAACAGGGCCUCCCGGCGGGAAGCAGCUCAGACGGCAAUGAAACCAAGUCCAGUCGACCUGUACCCAAACCAAGGGGGAGUGUUCGGAAGUCGGGGGGGGAUUUACUGGAGCAAGAGGGGGAUUCACCGGCCAACAGCGGUGCCACAUGGCUCGUGGAUCCAAAGGAAUCGAAACGCUCAAUCAGCACUAAGUAUGAGACCACCAUAUUCUGAGAGAGGCCCCCUCUGCUCCUCCUCCUCUUCCUCCUUCUCCUGGGUCUCGCUGUUACUACUUCCCUCCUUCUGUGUGCCUUUCACUGUGACUUAGCCCCUUUGUUUGGCUGGACACCCCCAGCCCCCACCACCACAAACCCCCUGACAGCCCAGUCCGUUACAGUUACUCACUGAUCUCCAUAGCUCCUUCUCCAAGUUGAGCCACCAUUGCUUGUACGCCUUGCAUUGAUUGUUAUUGCAGUCACUCUGCAAGUCUGCCACUAACACAUACUGUCCUUUAACUCACUUCUUUCCUUUUUUCCCCCUCUAACUGCAACCAUACUGUUUCCUCUCAGUGAUGAGCUCUUUCUUUUCCGCUACAUCAGGCGACGGCCACUCUGAAGCUUUUUCCUUCUGAUCUUUCACCUCCUGACUUCUCAGAGUUCUGAGAAAAAUCCGAGAGCCACCCGCUGCGCUCGCACCAUACGCAGAUGGAUGUUUCCGGAAGAACACUGUGGAUCUGCUCUUCUAAUUCUAUGCAUCCAUCAGGCUUUAGCAGACUAGCCGUUUAGUUGAAUGCAAGUGUUUGGGAGUUGCGGGGAAGUUUCCUACUGUUUACUGCUUGCUUUUAGCUAUCCGUGCUAAAGUCUUAAAGCACUGUGAGCAGCUUGUUUAGGGGGAUUUUUUUUUAUUUUAGGAAAGAUUAAAUCACAUUGAAAAUAAGUCCAAAUUAAGGUGCCUUGCACAUGUGUUGCUGCCUUUUGAGUUUUCUAAUUUUUUCAGUGCGUUUGUCUUGUGAAUCUAGAGUAUCUGACAAAAAAUGAGUGCACCCCUGAUAUUUUAUUGUAAUAUUGUAUUCUGUUUUCCUAGAACAAUGCUGAAGAUAUGACACCUGGAAGUUACAAUUAUCAGCAUAUGGCUUUUAUUUUAAUGUAAGUUUGUGGUCCCCUUAAGAAAACUCGACCACAACCAUUGUUUAAACCGCUAACACUAAAAGUUAUUACACCCCUAAGCAAAAAUGUCCAAAUUGUGCCCACGACUGGCAGUAUGCACCCCCAAACCAUGACACUGCAACCAUCAAACUUGGCUAUAGUAGACAAAAAGGAAAUUUUUAUCUGCCACACAUGCUUGACUUCACCCAAAUCAUAGAAAUGUAUCUGGAUCUCAUCAGACCUCAAUAAUUUGGUGGCCUUUGUCUUCUUUUCCUCAUCAAACUCUGUGUGGGAUUUCUGCGUAUCUCUUCAGAUCAUCCACCAUAGCAUCAAUAUGCAUCAAUACUUUUGCAAGGUAGUGUAUAUUUGGACUUGCUUUGAUUUGUGGAAAUGGAGCAAAAGGGUGCAAACGGCGUGCUUUUCUACAGUGAGCUAACAACAACUAAGCACUUUUACUUAAUUUUUGCGUAGAAACAAAACUGCCAAAGUGUCCAGCUUUCAUUUUUUUCUUCUGUUUAUGACAAAUGCCUUCAAUGUUUUUUCUGUCUGCAUUGCCUUUUGGUAAUAUUGCCAACAACACCUUUUUGGUUUGUGCAUCACUGCUGCUGGGGGAAAAAAAAGGGUUACCAAUUACAUAAAUGGAGGGAUGGUUUGUGUGUACAUGUCUUUGCAGUUGUUUUUACUUCAUUUUAACCCUCUUAUUGUGUGCGUGUGUCUACUUGUCCUUUCCUUCCUCUAGCUGAACAUUGCUGCUGCUCCCAUUCAUUGAGUUAGGACGGGAUGAGCCUUGUUACGUAAUUGGGAUCAUCGGGCUGUUUUUUUGUUUUUUUCCUUUUAUUUUGUUUUUUGAUUGAAAAGUGACCCCUGCAGCAGCUAAUAUAAUCAGUUCAAUCAUGCUCGCAGCACACAUCUGGACCCUGAGACAAAAUGAGGUUCCAUGCCAUUUCACUCGCCACUUUUCAUUUGACCUCUCUGCACACAUCUUGCUGUCAGAGUAUGACACAGUGUCUCUGUUCUCCGUGCAUUUGCCUGUAAACGAGUGGCAGCCUCCCUCACAGAGACUUAUUAUUUGCUGUUUGAGUAAACUUACCUGCAUUCUGCAACGCAGAAAACCUGUAGCUAAAGAGGAAGUUGCAGAUAAGGAAGAUAAGGACAGGAUAUUUUUUUAUGCUUUUUUUUUUUAAGAGAGAGACCUCAUGCUGUUGGCACAGACUCACUGUGUUUUCAAAUAUUGGAGCUUCUCUCCAAAACCAUCUGCCUAAUGUAAUCGUGCAUGGGAGAAACUUAAAACCAACACUACAAAGACCAUCUCUCAGUAAAAUCCCCCUUUAUUUUAUUUAGUUCUUAUUCUGGCGGUUUUAUUCAUUUUAUGGGACAUCUUGUGUCCUAAUGCUGAAACUGGAUCAAGACCCUCUCCCUCUCCUUUUUUCUCUGUCCUUUUGCCCAGUUUAAUCCAAACAAGGUUAUUCACCAUAACCUGCCAUGCAGGCUGGUACGAAUUUACUCUUUAAGCUAAAGAACAAUAGGGUAAAGAACGUUUUCUCCAGGUAACUCCCAGUACCAAGACUGGUAAUGGUACUGCUUAAUGCAUCAGAUUGAGUUUGAGUACUUAACAUUUUGAUUUAACUGUUGUGGUACGUCAUAUGACAACACACUGGCACGCCCUGUUUAGCAUGCCGGUACCGGCACCUUUCAGCCAUUGGCCUGAUCCAGUACUGCUUUUGCACAUUGCCAAGGAUCGGGAGACUUUUUGUGGAACUAAUCGUAUAUGUUGAGAAUGAAAAUGUACAUGAUUUUAGAGCUGUCUGUAUUUUGAUACUUGAAUGAUUUUUGCUUUUAUAGUUAUCUAUAUAUGUGUAUGUAUGUAUGUAUGUAAGUAUAUCAUUUUGAUGUUUUUGUCAAAACAAAGGACUAUGUCUUAUGAAAUAAACAUAUCAUGAAUAAAUGCCCUGUGAUUUUAAAAACAGAAAAAAGGCUGAGGAAAUGACUCAGAGGGACCUCAAUUCAUAAAAAAAGAUUGUAAAUAAUCUUGGGCUUCCAGUCUUUUUUUAUAGUUAUUUUUCAUAAUUGUAAAACUAAUAAAUCUUGGGAUUAGAAUUA
Messenger RNA from Cyprinodon tularosa, 6871 nucleotides. RefSeq names its product ankyrin repeat and SAM domain-containing protein 1A-like. The transcript is spliced from 30 exons. Gene Ontology annotation, cellular component: cytosol. The coding region runs from base 270 to 3860 and encodes 1196 amino acids. Gene Ontology annotation, molecular function: protein binding. Lineage: Eukaryota; Metazoa; Chordata; Actinopteri; Cyprinodontiformes; Cyprinodontidae. The record is from RefSeq and is a predicted model, not a curated record.